UUCCAAUCUCCACCUCGUAACAGACCAAUCCUUCGAGAUUUGACUACGCUGAGGACCUGGCCUCGUUGGUCAGUCUGAACGAGUCCAGUGUCAUCAACACCCUCCGCCACCGGUUCCGGUCACAGCUGGUUUACACCUUUGGUGGUCCGGACUUGAUAGCCAUCGCGCCGUAUUCUUGCGUGGCCAACGGCUCAAGAAAGGCGUUCAAAGGGAAACGGGACGGCAUGUCUCCACACAUCUUCUCCAUGGCCCAGAGAACCUACUGGACCAUGCUGACCCAACGGCAGGACCAGACCAUUAUGCCCCUGGGAAGGUCAAGUGCAGGGAAGACCACCUGCUGCCAGAACGCCCUCGAAUAUCUGGUGGAGAUGGCAGGCAGUGUGGACAACCGGGUCACAGUGGAGAAGAUCCAGGCCAUGUCCACCAUCCUCCGAGCCUUCGGGACGGUCUCUGCUGGCCGUAACAGAGCGUCCACCCGCUUCUCCAUGGUCAUGGCGCUGGACUUCAACGCCUCUGGCCGCAUCACAGCUGCCCAUCUCCAG
Messenger RNA from Sceloporus undulatus (fence lizard), 542 nucleotides. RefSeq names its product unconventional myosin-XVIIIb-like. The transcript is spliced from 3 exons. Gene Ontology annotation, cellular component: myosin complex. The annotation marks the transcript as partial. Gene Ontology annotation, molecular function: ATP binding; cytoskeletal motor activity. The record is from RefSeq and is a predicted model, not a curated record. NCBI's taxonomy places the organism in Eukaryota, Metazoa, Chordata, Lepidosauria, Squamata, Phrynosomatidae.